AUGCAUUGGCACCACGGUGCUUUUGGUGAAGUUCACGAGGAGGCCGGUUGCUUUGGAGAACUGAUCAAGCAGAGUCCGCAGAAUUGCAACGGAAGGAGGCAGGCACGCGCUACGAAUCCACCCGGAGCGAUCGGCCCGUCGUCCACUUUCUCCACCACCGCCGACAGGAUUGACGUUUAUUCAGUUAGCAAGAGGAGCCAUAAGAUGGGGCAAGAGGCGCAAGCCACCAUGUUGGGUUCAACCUUAGUCGAGUUCAAAGUGGACAAUGAGCACAACAAACACCUUGCUAUUGGCAAUGCGGUCCACUCCGACGCCAUCGCCGUCGGUGGGCACAUGUGGAGGAUGAACUGCUACCCUUGUGGGGCUUCCAUUCACCCCCUCUGGCCGUCCUUUCGGUCCUUCAUAUUCAAUAAUGAGGAAGGUGAACAAGUUGAACAGGGGUGGCGUCAGUUCCGUUCGCAAUAUGGAAUAGAGAGUUAUCAUGUAACAGAGGGAUACAUCACGUUUGUAUGCGCUAUCACGGUAGUAAGUAAGAACUCUAUUCCCGUGCCGCCUUCAGAUCUUGGAGAACAUCUUGCGAGGCUACUUGAUAGCAAGGAUGGGACGGAUGUAUCAUUCAAUGUCGACGGCGAGAUGUUCCACGCACAUCGAGCGGUGCUUGCUGCACGUUCACCAGUCUUCAAAGUCGGGCUCCUCGGAUCCAUGGCUGAGGCUACAAUGCCAUCCAUCCCCCUAAAUGACAUCGCCCCUGCAGUUUUCAGAAUCAUUCUUCAGUUCAUGUACACUGACAAGUUGCCUGGAGAUGACGAACUUAGGACCUCUCCCUUCGAGAUGAUGCAGCAUCUAGUAGCCGCGGCUGACCGGUAUGCAAUGGACCGGCUGAAGCUCAUUUGUGCACAGAGAUUGUGGGCCAAUGUGUCUGUCGAUAAUGUUGCUGCUAAAUUAGCUUGUGCUGAAAUGUACAGCUGCUCGGAGUUGAAGAGCAAGUGCAUUGACUUCUUUGCAGCUGAGAAAAAUUUCAAGAAGUCCGUCUUAACAGAGGAUUUUUUGCAGUUGGGUCAGAAUUUCCCAUCGAUUAUUGUGGAACUGCGAGAGAGGGUUGGGACAUGACAUUGUGCAAUAGAUCUCCAUGUAGAUAGUGCACGUGUUCAAGCAUAACUCAGUAUGGUGUUCAGAUAUCUUAGUGACUGGUAUCUCUAUUCUUGUAGUAUUGGGCAUUUGGGCUAUUUUGCUGCCAGGUGAUUCUGAUAACUGAGGCAAGGUGGAGGGUAUUGUCAGAUAAAUUUGGUGCAAAGCUUUUGAGGCUGCCUAAAAAGUAGCAUACUUUUGUUUUGGAUUCUCUGCUCUCUUGGUCCUGACCUGUACUGAAUUAGGGUUAUGCUUGAAGCUUCAAAGAUGAUUUAACUUUUGCUAUGCUCUAUGUAGUCUCUACUCCAUGAGUGUUAUCUGUUCUUUAAGGCCUGUUGGAAGUACUUGCAUUGUUGUAUUGUAAUUCUGCACUAUGUUUGUACUGUUUAACUUGUUUGCUAAUGAAAUGGUGCCGUAUCGACGCUCGUUAUUUACACACUUUUAAUAUUAUUUAACUAGUGUUUUCAUGCUUAUUAUUACACUAACCGUCACUUGGCACGUGAAAUAACCCCAUUAUUGCAUACAAGUUGUAUUUUGGAGCAUGUUGUGUUUUGGCAGGAAAUGUGACAUAAUCAAGGGGGUUUUCACAGGGAUCUAAAUAAAUAUUUGAACAUGAGUCGUCGAGGGGAGCUAGUACGAGGAAGGAGCAGACCAGGAGGGCUAGAAAGGGCCCAGGCCGAUCGGCCUGGCCCAAUCCUAGGUCCGGUCGAGCCCCCAUUUCUUCAACGUAACGUCCACGACAUCCUGUAGGGUUUUUCCACCGAUAUUGACCCAGAGCCGCCGCCUACAAGGGACUAUAAAUACAACCCUAUUGGAUCAAGGAAAAGGGGGAGAUGGAGCGAGAGAAGAGAUCACCACGAAAGCACCAUCCACCGCCGCCACAAGUAGGAAAAACGGAGAAAGAUUGGAUCCAGAGGAGGCCACGCGAAGAGGAGCAUCAUGGGAGGUGAAAAUCCCCUGAGCCGAUCGGCUCAAUGGUACCCAGGCCGAUCGGCCUAGGUCUUUCCUGCCCCCGUUCAUCGUCGUUUUCAGUCUAGUUGAUCUACAGGGCAUCCUUUACCCUAAAAUUUAUCAACAUGUAUAAGAUCAUAGGGUAAAGUCUCUUUUUGUCCUC
This is a messenger RNA of Setaria italica (foxtail millet), 2242 nucleotides long. Its product is annotated as BTB/POZ and MATH domain-containing protein 1. Lineage: Eukaryota; Viridiplantae; Streptophyta; Magnoliopsida; Poales; Poaceae. Gene Ontology annotation, biological process: protein ubiquitination. The transcript is spliced from 3 exons. The record is from RefSeq and is a predicted model, not a curated record. Gene Ontology annotation, molecular function: protein binding. The coding region runs from base 1 to 1110 and encodes 369 amino acids.